GGCGAACGGAGGACGAAGCCAAAAACAAAACGGGGAAAAAUCGUCCAAAUGUCAACCGGGUCGUAAAUUUUCCUGCUGAAAAGAGUGUCGUUAUUGUCCUUCGCGGAUUUCGGUUUUCCUUGGUGGGAAAAUCGUCCUUAAAACGGAACAUUUGGUGUGAAAAUCUUGGUGAACAUCUCGGGGUGUGAAGUGAAUUUGGUAGAAGUUCAAUUCAGGAAAGGGAACGAUGUUUUUCGAGUUGAAUGGGCGGCUAAUCUGAGCACCUUCGCUUCUUCGGUCAUCAGAUCGCGCCCUUGUCUCUAUUUUUCUUGUGUUGCGAAAGUAGUUUUUUCGGUUCUGGUGCUUUUACAGCGCUUGGCUUGACGUGUGAUUAUCAAUAUACAAUUCGAAUGGUUUUGUGGGUGUCCUGCCGAAGCCGAAGGUGAAAUCGGACCGGUUCUCGUUCAGGGGCGUGUCCACUUGAGGAGUGGACAGUUGGCGGCUCUCCGAUCCGGAACGGGUCGCGGAUUAUGGAGGUGGAGUCUACUUUUCCAACGGAAAUGUGCCCUUUGUCCGAGAAUAUGGUUGGCAAACAGAAUAAUCAGCAGCAGCCUCCGAAGGGGAGCAGUAGCAACGGAUCGGUAGCUCCCAAGGCCGAACCCGAGGAGGACGAAGACUUCGAUCAGGAUCGGCCACGAUUGAAGGAGGAACGGUACGCUUAUGCUGGCGAAGAACCAGGUUCCAUGGAUGAGAACCCCAGCAAUGGGAAAAGCGGGGACAGUAGCCACCGGUCGGCGGUUCAGUGGAUCAACGAUGAUGACGAGAUCGAAAUGCUGGAUAUGUCGCUGACGAUCGAUCCGCCGAACAUCUUCAACCGGGUCAACAGUGCCGACAUCAUCUACCAGGCGAGACAGAAGAAGUGCAAACUGGUCGGGAAGUACGUGAUGGGGGACGUCCUCGGGGAGGGCAGCUACGGCAAGGUCAAGGAGGUGCUCGACUCCGAAACGCUGGGCAGGAUGGCUGUGAAGAUUCUCACCAAGCGGAAACUGCGACGCAUUCCCAACGGAGAGCAAAACGUCCGCAGUGAGAUAAAACUGUUACGCAAGCUGCACCAUCGGAACGUGAUAGAACUGCUGGAUGUGCUGUACAAUGAAGAGAAGCAGAAGAUGUAUUUAAUAAUGGAAUAUUGCGUCGGAGGGCUGCAGGAGAUGCUGGAUUCCGUUGUUCCGGAGAAGAAACUACCGAUGCACCAGGCUCACGGCUAUUUCGUACAGCUGCUAGACGGUCUGGAGUAUCUGCACGGCUGUGGAAUCGUUCACAAAGAUAUCAAGCCCGGAAAUCUUCUGCUGACGCUGGAUCAUACUCUGAAGAUUUCCGAUUUUGGUGUCGCGGAGGCAUUAGAUAUAUUCGCCCCAAACGACGAUUGCACAACCGGACAGGGUUCGCCUGCGUUUCAACCGCCGGAGAUAGCUAAUGGGCAUGAGGUAUUCUCCGGCUUCAAAGUCGACAUAUGGAGCACUGGAGUCACGCUUUACAACAUUACGACCGGUUUGUACCCGUACGAGGGAGAUAACAUUUACAAAUUGUUGGAAAACAUCAGUCGAUGCGAUUGGGUUGCACCGGAAUGGUUGGAAAGCCGCCUGGCCGACUUGCUGACCAACAUUCUGCAGGAAGACCCUGCGAAUCGAUUUAGUCUACAACAAAUUAGGCACCACGAAUGGUUCAAAUUUGCACCGGAGGCAACGUGCCCCCGAGUACCGGUGCCCCCGCUCAAAGGGGACUCAACACGACGUUCCACUGUAUUGCCUUAUCUGGAAGCCCAUCACUACGAGGUGGACCGGGACUAUGCCGGGGUUUACUUUACCGAGCACGAUAUUAACGAGGAGAUAGCCCGCCAGCAGAUGCAGAGUGCCUCGCUCGACCCACGUUACCUACAGAGUGGCGGUUUCGACUCGCUGUCCUUCAAUUCGGAUGAUUUCCAAUCCGCACACUCGCACCAUCAGUAUCCUCACGCUUCGCAUCACUACCGUCAUCAUCACCAUAACCGGCACCAUUCGCACCAGCCGGGAUCCUAUCACAACAACGGUAAUAGCAAUGUGGCCGCCUUGGCCGGAGGCACCUACUCCGGCGAGGGCUCCGGCGAUGCCGAGAGUGGCCAACGGGAAAGUCACCGCAAGAUGCGCAGUUUCUCGCUUUCGCCCAAGGCUGGCUCGCGACACGUGACCAAUAAUUCGGGUUCGGCGGCAACGACCUCGAAUGCCCCCGUGUCGGCCACCAAUUCCAAGCGGGCGCGCUCGCGAAAACCCGUUUCCUGUAUCUCAUGGCGAAAGUGGUCCCACUGUCGACAGUCGUGAAGCAGCGACGAGGAGGACGGUGACGACGGGGCAGGUGAGAGCACGGAUGAGGAUUAAGAAUGAUGCCAUUUUGUUGAUUAUUUUGCUAGUAGACCUACUUUUCGUUCUUAGAGAUGGGGUACAGAAAAAUGGUAUAAAAAGCGUAGAAGUAAUGUUCAAAUCUCGUCCUAAGUUUUAUUUGGUAUUGAGAUUUUUUUAUAUUGUCAGGUUUCACCAAUCGUCCUGUAAAAUUUUAGAAAGGCUAGCUUUGUGUAAAUUGUGAGAAACUUGCUUUUGAAAUUUGUAUAGCUGUUUUAGGUAGAUCAGAUUGAUGGUUAGAACAUGGCUAAAAAUUCCCAGUAGAUUCGGCGUGGAAAUUGGUAAGUGAUGACAAUUUUAUAUGUAUUGUAUGAUUUCAGUGUAUUCAGUCUAAUAUAGUUUAUUUUGAUAACGA
Molecule: messenger RNA, 2766 nt
Organism: Aedes aegypti (yellow fever mosquito)
Lineage: Eukaryota; Metazoa; Arthropoda; Insecta; Diptera; Culicidae
Gene: Lkb1
Product: serine/threonine-protein kinase stk11
Exons: 6
Coding region: 510-2333 (607 amino acids)
Biological process (GO): establishment of cell polarity; protein phosphorylation; regulation of cell growth
Cellular component (GO): cytoplasm
Molecular function (GO): protein kinase activator activity; ATP binding; protein serine/threonine kinase activity
Source: RefSeq, a predicted model, not a curated record